Messenger RNA from Mesoplodon densirostris (Blainville's beaked whale), 1800 nucleotides. RefSeq names its product reticulon 4 receptor like 1 (gene RTN4RL1). Bases 1 to 1800 code for a protein of 599 amino acids. The record is from RefSeq and is a predicted model, not a curated record. Gene Ontology annotation, molecular function: protein binding. Gene Ontology annotation, cellular component: plasma membrane. The transcript is spliced from 4 exons. Lineage: Eukaryota; Metazoa; Chordata; Mammalia; Artiodactyla; Ziphiidae.
AUGCGGGAUGCGGGAUGCGGGAUGCGGGAUGCGGACGCGGCUACUGGCCCUCUCCCCCACCGGCUUCCACCUGGGCCGGCCCGGCGGGCGCUGCCCUCAGCCCCCAGCCCGGCGGUCUUCCGCCAGACUGGCCCCAAGAUUCCGGCGCCGUGGUUUCCUCCUGGGGCCCAGGCCCUGCAGGGAGGCAGGCAGGCAGGCAAGGGGCCUCGGGAGCUCUUCACAGCGCCCUCAUUUGGGGAAAGUCGUCCUCAGGGCAGCUGGGGACUUCCGCCUGAGACAAGAUGGCGGAUCCAGGGAGGACCCAGAAGCUGGCAACGGGAAGAAAUCGGCCGAACUGCCUCAGGCCCUCGGCUCUCCCCAGGGGCCUGGCUGGCCAAGCUAGAAGGGAAGGAUCGGGAGGCCAACCCAGGCAGAGACGAGAGGGCUGCCCGGCCCUGCAGGCCCCUGACCUGGCUGUGCUCUCUCUCCCUGCCAGGGUGCUGUGUGGAACUGCUGCUGCUGCUGCUGGCCGGGGAGCUGCCCCUGGGCGGCGGCUGCCCGCGGGACUGCGUGUGCUACCCUGCACCCAUGACGGUCAGCUGCCAGGCGCACAACUUCGCCGCCAUCCCCGAGGGCAUCCCGGAGGACAGCGAGCGCGUCUUCCUGCAGAACAACCGCAUCACCCUCCUCCAGCAGGGCCACUUCAGCCCCUCCAUGGUCACCCUGUGGAUCUACUCCAACAACAUCACCUUCAUUGACCCCAACACCUUCCAGGGCUUCGUGCACUUGGAGGAGCUGGACCUCGGCGACAACCGGCAGCUGCGGACGCUGGCGCCCGAGACCUUCCAGGGCCUGGUGAAGCUCCAUGCCCUCUACCUCUAUAAGUGUGGGCUUAGUGCCCUGCCGGCCGGCAUCUUUGGUGGCCUGCACAGCCUGCAGUACCUCUACCUGCAGGACAACCACAUCGAGUACCUCCAGGACGACAUCUUUGUGGACCUGGUCAACCUCAGCCACCUGUUUCUCCACGGCAACAAGCUGUGGAGCCUAGGCCAGGACAACUUCCGGGGCCUGGUGAACCUGGACCGGCUGCUGCUGCACGAGAACCAGCUGCAGUGGGUCCAUCACAAGGCUUUCCACGACCUCCGCAGGCUGACCACCCUCUUCCUCUUCAACAACAGUCUCUCUGAGCUGCCGGGCGACUGCCUGGAACCCCUGGGGGCCCUGGAGUUCCUCCGCCUCAACGGGAACGCCUGGGACUGUGGCUGCCGGGCGCGCUCCCUGUGGGAAUGGCUGCAAAGGUUCCGUGGCUCCAGCUCCGCUGUCCCUUGUGUGUCCCCCGAGCCUCUGCAUGGCCAGGACCUGAAGCUGCUGAGGGCCGAGGACUUCCGGAACUGCACGGGGCCGGCGUCUCCGCACCAGAUCAAGUCGCACACGCUCACCACCACUGACAGGGCCGCCCGCAAGGAACACCACCCACCCCGUGGCCCUGCCAGGGACAAGGACCACCCGCACGGCCAUCUGCCCGGCUCUCGGUCGGGCUACAAGAAGCAGGGCAAGAACUGCACCAGCCACAGGAAUCGCAACAAGGUCUCGAAGGCGGGCACCAGGAAGCAGGCCCACGAGCUGCAGGACUAUGCCCCUGACUACCAGCACAAGUUCAGCUUUGACAUCAUGCCCACGGCACGGCCCAAGAGGAAGGGCAAGUGUGCCCGCAGGACCCCCAUCCGUGCCCCCAGCGGGGUGCAGCAGGCCUCUUUGGGCAGUUCCCUGACAGCCUCGCUCCUGGCCUGGAUACUGGGGCUGGUGGUCACUCUUCGCUGA